Messenger RNA from Sitodiplosis mosellana (orange wheat blossom midge), 1600 nucleotides. RefSeq lists its product as uncharacterized. NCBI's taxonomy places the organism in Eukaryota, Metazoa, Arthropoda, Insecta, Diptera, Cecidomyiidae. The transcript has 4 exons. The record is from RefSeq and is a predicted model, not a curated record. Bases 29 to 1534 code for a protein of 501 amino acids.
CAAAAGUCUGAAUCGAAACCAAACGUUCAUGGCUUACUAUUCUGAAGAAGCUGACGCUAUGGAUCAAAAUGGCAUGCCCAACAACAAUUUUGUACCUAAUUUUACAUUUGCCGGCGAGACUGUUUUCCCGGGAGCUGGUUGCUAUUUCGUCAAGUUGCUCAUUUACAAAGAAUCGUUUGAAGAGGCCAUGGCAAUUGUAUCUCGUACCCGAAAUUUGCCACCACCAAUUUACAAUGAAAGGCGAUUGUCAGAACGUCCUAUUCCACGUUUGUCGUUCCGCAAUGAAAAUGAUUUGGAUCGUUCAAUUCAACAAAAUUCAUUCGAAACCAAUUUCGGUGAAGUUUCUUUCGCAAGUGAUUCAUACAUUGAAGACAAUGAUAGUUUUCUUGGCGUUAUUCCAAACGAUGCUGGUUUCGAUGGUAGUUUGGAGAACCCUUUGGCGUCAGUCGACGAUGCAAAUGAAAGUGCGACGGUGGAAACAGCUCCAAAUCAAACUACAAAUGGUUUGGCUGAUGAGAAUGCGAUUUUGGAGGAUACUUUGGUGUCAGUCGACGAUGCAAAUGAAAGUGCGAUGGUGGAAACAACUCCAAGUCAAACUACAAAUAGUUUGGCUGAUGCAAAUGAAAGUGCGAUGGUGGAAACAACUCCGAAUCAAACUACAAAUAGUUUGGCUGAUGCAAAUGAAAGUGCGAUGGUGGAAACAACUCCAAGUCAAACUACAAAUAGUUUGGCUGAUGAGAAUGCUAGCAAAAAUAUUGUCAACGAAAGUGGUGUUUUUGAAAACACGGAAUCGGUUGGUCCCAUCAAAGACACCGAUGUUCAUGACCCCAUCACGGCAUCAGUGGAAGUUGCAACGCUGCCUGAAAAUGUUGUUGAUAGCAAUGGCUCAUGCCCAAAUCCAACGACAUCAAAUCAAAGCGAAUCGACCGUGCAAAACUUAUCAUCGUCAUCGGAAAAUGGUUCUAUCGCUAGCACUUCGGAAACAGCUAAUUCAAAUGUGCAGAUCAAACGUGAGCUGGUACUUGUUGCUGAAGCUUGCCGUGGGAACAACAAUGAGUUGGAAAUUCUUCUGGAUGAUGAUGUUCAAGUAGUCGAUGAAUAUGACAAUGAAAUCACCUUCACAUACAAUCGGAAGACUGGGUACGGCAAGCCAUUCAAAGCCAAUGAAAAAGGCCUGAUCAAACACGAAAAAGACGUUGUAUCUGGUGGCAUUCCUUUUGGAUCAUUGAAGGAGGGUCGUGUUUAUAUGCUCGGCGAGAAACAAAUAAUUGUUCCAGCCAAGGUGAUUGACACUUUUCUACAGUGGAAUACAGAAAAGCCUGAUCAAGUUGAAUAUGACGAAAGACAAACAAUUGCGUUGUUGCUUGUGUGCGUAACGCCCGGUGAUUUAGCUCAACAUAAAGUCAGCAAUGAUGUGAUUGCUUUUUUGAAAGGUUUCUUGGAAGUUCGAGCUGCUGGAAACGUCAAUCGAUUAAAUCGUUUGGAAGAAUACAUCGACAAAUUUUGCUCUACGAAGGCAGCAAAGAAAAAUUGAAUGCGUUUCUCUAACGUGUUCUAAAAAGUAAAAACGUUCAGUACAAAUUUAGCUUUCUUGUCAUUG